Molecule: messenger RNA, 2191 nt
Organism: Drosophila innubila
Lineage: Eukaryota; Metazoa; Arthropoda; Insecta; Diptera; Drosophilidae
Gene: cta
Product: guanine nucleotide-binding protein subunit alpha homolog
Exons: 6
Coding region: 559-1941 (460 amino acids)
Biological process (GO): adenylate cyclase-modulating G protein-coupled receptor signaling pathway; Rho protein signal transduction
Cellular component (GO): heterotrimeric G-protein complex; brush border membrane
Molecular function (GO): guanyl nucleotide binding; G-protein beta/gamma-subunit complex binding; GTPase activity
Source: RefSeq, a predicted model, not a curated record
CUUAUUAUCGUGAAUACAACCCUGUCGUGUCAUUUGGGAGUGAAAAUGCGAAUUUAUUUACAAAAUUUGCCAAUGCGAGAAAACGAAGGCGACGCGUAAUAACAAAAAACAAAACGAGUUAAUAAAUUUGUCACCAUCCCGAAACGCAAAUGUCGUAGUGAAGAGGGAGUGUGAAAGUGUGUGCAAUGAUGUGCAAUGCUCGCGAAGAGAAAGAAGAUACUGAGGGAGAGCGAGGCGCUGCUUUUGUGGUCAAGAUGUGAUUUGGCUGCAGAUACGACAACCAAACAACGACCAAAACAAUAAACCCCGCGAUCAGGCUAAAUUUAGCGUCUGUGCAACAAGAACAAUAACAUCGCAUAAUCGGAAAGCAAAGCACAACAACAACAACAACGAAAGGAACUGUAGCAACAACAGCAACAUCAACAACUUAACAUACAGAGCGCGCGCGUCUGUGUGCGUGUCUGUGUUUAACUGUGCGCGCGUGUGUGUGUGUGUGUGUGUUUGUGUAGAAAGUGCGCACGUCAGGCGUUGGCUGUCGUCGCAGUCGAAGUCGCAACCAUGUCCAGAAUUACAUUGACCACGUUAGCACACAGUGGUGUUGGUAUUGGCAGUAGCAGCAGCAACAACAACAGCAAUAACGAUACACGCACUGGAACGCUCACACAUCUGAUGGAGGAUCACCAGCAGUCGGGAACGAGAAAUGUGCUGCCUGGCCGAGGAUCGUCAUCUGCUGCUGCUGGUAGUGGUGGUGGUCCAUCCGGCCUCAUAUCCGAUGGUGCCGAACGACUCCGACGACAGGGCAGCCGAUUGCAAACCUCGCGAUUUGCCUGCAUGCGAUGUUGCGGCAACUUUCUCACCUAUUUGGUACGAUUGCGCAGCACGCCCGAGGAGCUGGAGCAACGCUACAAAUCCAAAGAGAUUGAUAGGUUUCUGGAAAAGGAGAAGCAUACGUUUCGACGGCAGGUUAAGCUGCUGCUCCUGGGGGCUGGCGAGUCUGGCAAAUCCACCUUCCUCAAACAGAUGCGCAUCAUCCACGGCGUCAAUUUUGAUCCCGAGCUGCUGCGCGAGUACCAACAUGUGAUAUACCAAAAUGUUAUAAGAGGUAUGCAGGUCCUCCUCGAUGCGCGCGAAAAGUUGGACAUCUCUUGGGGCAGCAAUGGACGCGAACAGGAUGCCAACGACGCCAAAUCAUUGGAAUGCAAUGCAAUAGAGGCAGCUAGAUUUGUAGAAUAUGCGCCGUUAAUACGGCGCCUGUGGCAGGAUCGUGGCAUAAGGCGCGCCUACGAGCGACGACGCGAAUUUCAAAUUAGCGAUUCGGUCAGCUAUUUUCUUGACGAAAUUGAGCGACUGGCGAAACCGGAUUAUGUGCCCACACACAAAGAUAUACUGCAUUGUCGCAAAGCAACCAAAGGUGUCUACGAGUUUUGUGUCAAAGUACAGAACAUUCCAUUUGUGUUUGUCGAUGUGGGCGGACAACGUACGCAGCGACAAAAGUGGACCAAAUGCUUUGAUACCUCUGUCACAUCGAUUAUAUUCCUAGUGUCUAGCUCCGAGUUCGAUCAGGUGCUCGCAGAAGACAGGAAAACCAAUCGCCUGGAAGAGUCAAAGAAUAUAUUCGAUACCAUUGUGAACAAUAAUACGUUUAAAGGCAUUUCAAUAAUAUUAUUUUUGAACAAAACCGAUUUGCUGGAACAAAAAGUACGCAAUCCAGAGACUGAUAUACGCUGGUACUAUCCACAAUUCAAUGGCAAUCCGCACUCACUUUUAGACGUCCAAAACUUUAUGCUGCAAAUGUUUAUGAGUGUGCGUCGCAGCACAAGCACAAGUCGGAUCUAUCAUCACUUUACUACUGCCAUAGACACGCGCAACAUCAAUGUGGUGUUCAAUUCGGUGAAGGACACGAUAUUGCAGCGUAAUUUAAAUGCAUUAAUGCUGCAGUAGUCGUCACCUGAUCACCCCCAUUACGGGCCAUCAAAAUCAUAUCCACGAAUCUCGCGCCAGCUCUGGCAAAACUGUCUACCAUACAUACAUACAAAAAUAUAUACCAUAUAUAGAACAAAAAAAUAAAAACAAAAGUGCCAGGCUGUCAGGAAUGUUGAAGAAUUUUGUAAAGGGCCGACCCAAAUUGUUGUUAACUUUUUAAAAUGGUUUAAUUAUUCAUAAAAGCUUGUAUUAAAUGAAAUUAUUAUAU